GUGUGUACUAAAAAUACAAAGAUGGUUGUUUAGAGAACUGUCAUCAUGCAGUUAACUAGCUGACAUCAGCAGCUGUUAUCAUAUCAAAACCAGUUUGACCUAAAUACCAAACUGACAUUUUAUUCCAACAACUGAUGUCUCUUACAAGUUACUGAGCAUGAAAUGUCAGCACGUAGGCGACGAGUUACUGGCGACGUAGACGAUGUUCCACUGACAUCAUAUAACGAUCCACGUCAAUUUGGUGGUACAUUUUACGGAGGACAAUCCCAAGGAAAUGGAAAGCCAGACAACUGGCAAAUAGAUAGUGAUAAUAAGGAAAAUUUAAGUAAUUAUAAUUAUAUUCCAAUCAUGACGUCGCGCGAUAGGAGUAACGAGUUCGCAAAUGCCAUCAAGACCAUGCAAGGCAGAACUAUGAUGAGGAUUAAUGUCAAAAGUCCAACUCAUGGCAAGCAUUUCCAAAGCUACUCACAAUUUAUGAUGAUUGCUAAGAAUAUUGGGAAAAAUAUCGCAAGUACUUAUGCUAAGCUUGAAAAACUCGCGAUAUUGGCAAAGAAAAAGUCUAUUUUUGAUGACAGACAAUUGGAAAUAGACGAGCUGACAAAUAUUAUCAAGACUGACUUGAGCAGUCUAAACAAACAAAUCGGUCAACUUCAGGAAUUGAGCAAGCAACAGAGAGAAUCAUCCUCUAAAAGUCAUCAUAUAGCUUCGCAUUCCUCUUCUGUGGUGGUUACUCUCCAGUCAAAGCUUGCCAAUAUGUCUAAUCACUUCAAGAACGUACUUGAAGUACGCUCUGAGAAUAUGAGGGAAGAGCAAAACAGAAGACAGCAGUUCACUCAAGGGCGUGUAAAUACUAAGUUACCAUUAACCGGUGGACAACAAAGCUCAUUACUCCUUGAGGAACAAGAUACUAGAGGCAAUUCUGUUAGUAUAAAUGUUGAACCCAUGGGAGGGCAAAUGAUGAUGCAACAGGCGAUUCGAGAUGACACGGACUCUUAUGUGAUGUCUCGAGCAGAAACGAUGCAAAAUAUAGAGUCUACGAUAGUUGAACUUGGAGGGAUUUUUUCGCAGUUAGCUCAUAUGGUUAAGGAACAAGAAGAAAUGGUUGAAAGGAUAGACACAAACAUCGAAGAUACAGAACUGAACGUCGAGGCGGCUCACACUGAAAUCCUAAAAUACUUUCAGUCAGUCACCAACAAUCGGUGGCUGAUGAUUAAAAUAUUCGCAGUGCUUGUAUUUUUCUUUAUAUUUUUCGUUAUUUUCUUGGCGUAGUUUUUUUUAUAAAUCGCCAAUAGACAAUUU
Molecule: messenger RNA, 1299 nt
Organism: Cotesia glomerata
Lineage: Eukaryota; Metazoa; Arthropoda; Insecta; Hymenoptera; Braconidae
Gene: Syx5
Product: syntaxin-5
Exons: 6
Coding region: 163-1269 (368 amino acids)
Biological process (GO): intracellular protein transport; vesicle fusion; endoplasmic reticulum to Golgi vesicle-mediated transport
Cellular component (GO): SNARE complex; Golgi membrane; endomembrane system
Molecular function (GO): SNARE binding; SNAP receptor activity
Source: RefSeq, a predicted model, not a curated record